UAGAAGCGUAUCCAUGUUUGUAGUGCGCAUGCGCGGCAUCACGAGCUAGUUUCGCUGCUGCAGCGCGUGCUAUCACAAUCGGAGUAUUUCGAGUUGUAUCAAACCCAACAUCCAUCCUCCUCAUCUCAAUCUGGUGCCUGCCCUCCUGAAUGCUGAUGACUCGCAUCUUCGUCUACGGCACCCUGAAGAAAGGGCAGCCCAACUACCACCGCUUGUUCGAGAGCGCCAACGGGAAGGCGGAGUUCCUCGCCUCGGCCUGCACCAGCCAGAAAUACCCGCUGGUGAUCGCCAGCGAGUACAACAUUCCCUUCCUCCUCAACAUCCCGGGUCAGGGCCACCGAGUCCACGGGGAGAUCUACAAGGUGGACGACAAGAUGCUUGAAUUCCUGGAUGCCUUUGAAAAUGUUCCCAGCAUGUACCAGCGCACUCCGGUCAAACUGGAGGUGGAGGAGUGGGCGGGGACGACGGAGGGGGAAGACAGGCCGGCAGCGGGCAGCGUCACAGAGGCCUUGAUGUACAGCACCACCACGUACCAGCCAGGAUGGCCGUCGCUGCCCCACCACGAGAGCUACGACUCCAAUGGCGACCACGAGCUCCAGUAUGUGACCAGAUCAGAACGCGGCGGAGGUCACCCGCCGGAAUGAGAGGAGCACAUCGAGAGAGAAACGUUGCACAAGGUCUUCGACCUCUUCAAAACCAGCACUUGAUAUUAAGUGAAUAGAAACGUCUAGUUUUUGUUUUAGAACAUAAUUAUUAAAGAUGAUGAAGAAAAAGUUGUUUGAUGCAUUGCAGGAGUGCAAAAGAAAAACAAUGUUUUGGGCCUGUAAUAAGUAGUUGAGUGUUAAUUGUUUAAAAGUCAAACAUUUUUAGUCAUAAUUUAAGUUUUGGUCGUUUCAGUUGUUUUCAGAAGCAUUUGUACAGUUGUUCAUAUUUGCAACACUGAGCGAGCUGAAAGGCACUUUGAUAUUAAAAGUCAUCACACACCUAAAAAAA
Messenger RNA from Gasterosteus aculeatus aculeatus (three-spined stickleback), 993 nucleotides. RefSeq names its product gamma-glutamylaminecyclotransferase C. Gene Ontology annotation, cellular component: cytosol. Gene Ontology annotation, molecular function: gamma-glutamylaminecyclotransferase activity. Lineage: Eukaryota; Metazoa; Chordata; Actinopteri; Perciformes; Gasterosteidae. The record is from RefSeq and is a predicted model, not a curated record.